AACCCUACUCCGGAUCGAGGGAAUUGUGUCUGUUAUUAGAUUUUUAGGGUUAGAGGGAUGAGCAGUCGCGUCUCAAGGAGGUGGGAGGAACCGGCGAAGGCUGCUAAAAUAGCGGUAUGGUGGGACAUGAAGGACUGUCCGAUCCCAGAGGGUUAUGAUGCUCGUCUCUUCCGUCCGAGUUUAGAAGCGGCAUUCAAGAGUGUUGGCUACUCUGGUCCUGUCUCCAUCACUGCCUAUGGCGACCAAACACAAACCCCUGAUCACAUCCUGCGAGUGCUCUCUUCCACUGGAGUCGCUGUUGCACAUACCAGACCCGAAAGCACAAAUCACUCAUGUAUGCGGAUAUGGUGGAAUGGCGAGGUAAAAAUCCUGCUCCGGCUUCAAUGAUGAUCAUAUCCAAUCAGGUGCACACUGUCUUCGCUUGGGAUCUGGCCCGGCUACAACAACGGACGCUAUACAACCUUUUUCUUGUUUAUCCAAUCGAGUAUCGGUUUAUGACAAUCCUGAAAACUUGUAGAGAGUGGGUUUGGGAAAGAUUACUAGGGUACGCGGAUGAUGAGACCAGAAGCGCACCACUUGUUCAGGAGAAGCGCAGUGACACGGGCGAGUUAUCAUCUGCCACGCUUUACUGCAAAUCUUGCAACUUCGAUUCCCAAAGCCCUGAAAUUUUCAGGAAGCAUCUCUCGAGUUAUAAGCAUAAACGAGAAGAGGAUAUAGACCCUACGGAGACAGCAGUUGACUGUGUAACAGAGGAGUGGGCAAAGGAAUACCCGGCGACGCCUGAAUACGCGACAGCUCAAAUAGCGGUGUGGUGGAACUUGUUUCAAUGUCCGAUCCCCAAGGGAUAUGAUGCUCGUCGGGUCCGGCCGAGUUUAGAAGCGGCAUUCAAGAAUCUUGGCUACUCUGGUCCUGUCUCCAUCACUGCCUUUGGCGACCUAAACCGUAUCCCUGAUCACCUCCUGCGAGGGCUCUCUUCAACUGGAAUCAAUGUUGUGCAUUCCUGUUACGCUAACACAUGCACUGUAAUUUAUGAAGAUAUCGAGAUUUGGGUAGAUUCUAAUCCUCCUCCGGCUACUAUAAUGGUCAUAACGAAUAGUUUGGAACCGGUCUAUUCACCUUGUCUUGUCACGCUACUACAAGUGCACAAACACAAGCUUUUUCUGGCUUAUUCAAGGAGGCCUCGCAAAAUGUCUGCCCUGCUCACUUCUGCCGAGUGGCUCUGGGAAAGCUUACUUGCAGUUUCAGAGACAAAAAAACACGUUCUUCAGAAGUGCAGUACAAGUCAAAGUUUAUCCACAGAGGCAAGAAAACACGUUCUUCACAAGUGCAGUACAAGUCAAAGUUUUGCCACAGUUUCAGAGACAAGUGUCCACGUUCCUCACAAGUGCAGUAAAAGUGAAAGUUUUCCCACUCUUUCAGAGGCAAGAAAACACUUUCUGAAUUGCAGUGAAAUUGAAUUUUUAUGCACAGUUUCAGAGACCAGAGUACACGUUCGUUCAGAGUUAAAAAGCCACGUUUAUCAGAAGUUCAGUGAAAGUGAAUCUACCUCAGUAUUUUAUUGCGAAGUUUGCUUCUGUUAUUACGAAAGCCUUGAUGAUUUCAGGACGCAUCUCUCAAGAGAAGAACAUACGCGACGAGAUGGUCGUUUUAUUGGGUAUUUUCAACCCAAGGAGAAUGUUCAUUCGGCCGAGUACGAUCCACAGGCUUGGCGAGAGGUACACGAGAUGAGACGUAAGUUGAAGAAGCAAACUAAAUCAGCCGAGUACGAUCGAUGGCAUUGGCUCCGACAGGAAAAACGUAGGAAAGCAUUCCGGACGAUUUUUCCUCUUCGUUUACGUCUUACUAAUCGUGGACGUAGUAGACCUCCACGAAAAUCUCAAACCUGCAAGAAAGACCAAAGAUUAGUUAGUACCUGUACUGAGGAGGAUUUUUGGGCCAGUAACUAAGAUUGAUACACGAGGGUGGCCUGAUUCUGUGAAAAAGAUUCUCGGUCCAAACUUCUCCUUUGACAUACUUGAGAUUCGUGGUGUAACCUUCGAAGUCUUUGUAGCCAGCUUGUUUGGCUACGGCAUUCUUCGCCGUCUCCGUGAGAUCAAAGAACUGUGUACCAACCUCCUUCAACUGCCCUAUCAGAUCCAUCGAGAUUCCAUGAUUAACCACGUGAAAAAUCCCCCACUCUUCGCUCGCUUUCACCACCGCACGAGACACUUGCUCUUCGUCAAGGUUGCUUAGAUCGA
Messenger RNA from Camelina sativa (false flax), 2237 nucleotides. RefSeq lists its product as uncharacterized. NCBI's taxonomy places the organism in Eukaryota, Viridiplantae, Streptophyta, Magnoliopsida, Brassicales, Brassicaceae. The record is from RefSeq and is a predicted model, not a curated record. Gene Ontology annotation, molecular function: RNA nuclease activity. Gene Ontology annotation, cellular component: peroxisome. Gene Ontology annotation, biological process: regulation of gene expression.